Physcomitrium patens is the source of this 2074-nucleotide messenger RNA. The record is from RefSeq and is a predicted model, not a curated record. Lineage: Eukaryota; Viridiplantae; Streptophyta; Bryopsida; Funariales; Funariaceae.
ACCUGCAUUGCUUCUUCGCCUCCUCCGUGGGAUCUCGUAUAUGGCGCACUUGUUGUGUUCAAUUCUCUCAUGGUUGGAUUGUGACGAUCGUUGUUUCGUUUACCGGAUGACUGAGUUUCGGUUCUGUUUUCUAGGUCUUUCAUGGAAGGGUCGUGGUCUUUGGAAGGUAUUUCUUCAGCUAUGGAGAGUUGAAAUGCCCUCAGGCUUCCUCUAGGUUUUCGUCUGAGUUGCGAGGAGAAGGGAGAAAUCGGUACGUCCUUCGAAUUGAGGCAUUAGUUCUUUCCUUUCGAUUAGUUUCCACAAUUCUGCAGCAAUGUCGUUCUCUUUCUUCAAGCAGUUGAAGCCCAAGACGCCCGCAGAGCUGGUGCGGCAGGUGAAGGAUUCUCUGUCGUCGCUUGAUACGAAGACGAUGGGCGACACACGACUCCUGGAGAAAUCACUGGAGGAGGUCGAUAAGAGUAUUAAGGUGAUGAAGGAUCUGCUUUUGGGGGACACCGAUACAGAGCCCAAUGCCGAGGUUGUUGCGGAGGUCAUCCAGGAAGCGUGCAAAAUUGAUGUCCUGGAGCUUAUCGUGCAGAAGAUCCCAACACUGGAUUGGGAAGCGCGCAAGGAUUGCGUGCACAUUUGGUGCGCGGUGCUGAGAAUUAAAGUUGGAGCUGUGCAAUACGGACUUGAGUAUCUUGAAAGUCAUACUGAGCUCCUGGAUUACCUAGUUCUGUGCUACGAAAAUAAGGAAGUGGCUCUAAAUUGUGGCACCAUGCUGCGGGAGUGCGCCAGGUAUCCGACGUUGGCGAAGUACAUGCUGGAGUCUGUGAGCUUUGAGAUGUUUUUCAAGUUUGUAGAGACACCUAACUUCGAUGUUGCAUCAGAUGCCUUCGCUACAUUUAAGGAGCUUCUCACUAGGCACAACUCAGUGGUGGUGGCAUAUUUGACUUCGCGCUAUGCAUCUUUCUUCGCGAAUUUCGACAAACUUCUCCGAUCCACGAAUUAUGUUACGCGACGGCAAUCUCUUAAGCUUCUAAGCGACAUUUUGUUGGAGCGCUCAAACUCCGCAAUCAUGAUGCUGUACAUCUCGGACGUGCGAAACCUGCGAGUGAUGAUGACUUUAAUAUCUGAUCCCAGUAAAAACAUCCAGGCGUCUGCGUUUCACGUGUUUAAAGUGUUCGUCGCAAACCCUCAGAAACCACCUCAGAUAAUCAAUAUACUCGCCAAGAAUCGUGAGAGGCUGCUUAGGUUUUUGGACAACUUCCAUAUUGACAAAGAGGAUGAGCAGUUUGACGAAGAAAAAGAGCUUCUCGUGAAGGAGAUCGAAGGAUUACCAUCAUUGACGUCUUGAAAUCGUUAACGUCUAAGCAUGUAACCAGCAGUCGUAGAAAAUCUCUCCAGAGACUUAGGGUUUAGUGCAUCACUCUAAGUCUCUGCCUGCUGAAUUUGUAUUCAUCUCGUUAAUCUCGAAGGGAGUGCAAGCCAUGGAGGUGCCUGCCAUUGAUUUUUGUCGUCACAGCCCAUUUACCAAAACUAUGGAUGCUCAGAUCUUCUUGGGGUUGAUAACGCAUUGGCCGAUAUGAACAAUUCAAAAGCGCCAGAAACAAUUUCAUGCCUUGGCAUUGUUGGGCACAAAGAUUUUACCAGGUGCGAAGCGAAGAAGAUCUAGUAGUUUUGAAGUGAGGAAGUUGGUUGAUUCACAGGCGGCUUACAGGCUUGGAGGCGGUAAUCAUCUCUUUAUUUUGGUUACUCGAGUGUCCUCCAAGAACAUAGUAGUGUGUGUACUUGGGCAUGUUUUGUGCGCAUCGUCAUUAUGACGGCGAAAAAUAGCAUGCCUUUUGGUUCCAUUUCUCCUACGGCAUGCAUUUUGUAAAGGAGGUAGUGACGCAGCUACAUUUUUAUCAUGCGUUAGUACUACUUUUACCUCACGGGAUUGCUCGGUGUACUGAGUUGUGUUUUGAGGAUUUUUAUUGAACUGUGUAGAAUACAAAUUCAGGGGCCUAGUUUGUUAGCAGUCCUGCAAGCCGGAACUUCAUGGUUCACGACACCUAAUUCAGCAAUACUAUGACUUUCAAUUUUUAUUUUAUUU